Molecule: messenger RNA, 1327 nt
Organism: Humulus lupulus (European hop)
Lineage: Eukaryota; Viridiplantae; Streptophyta; Magnoliopsida; Rosales; Cannabaceae
Product: peroxidase 12-like
Exons: 3
Coding region: 35-1117 (360 amino acids)
Biological process (GO): response to oxidative stress; hydrogen peroxide catabolic process
Molecular function (GO): heme binding; peroxidase activity
Source: RefSeq, a predicted model, not a curated record
UAUUUCACAUCAAAAAACACAAUAGCUAAUAACCAUGGCUGCUACUAGUUGUUGUAGUAAUCUUCUUUUGAUCUCUUCUGUUUUAGUUGCUUCCUUCUUUUGUGUCUCAUCCGCAAAUGUUGAAGGGCCACCGCCUGAGACGACGGUUCCUCUCACCCAAGGCCUCUCAUGGCAAUUCUACGCACAAUCCUGUCCUGAUGUUGAGUUCAUUGUUAGAGCAGAACUCAUGAAGAUUUUCAGAGCUGACAUUGCCCAAGCUGCUGGCUUGCUUCGCCUUCAUUUUCAUGAUUGCUUUGUUCAGGGAUGUGAUGGUUCGGUGUUGUUGGAUGGGUCAGCGAGUGGACCGAGCGAGAAGAACGCACCUCCGAACCUGACCUUGCGAGCCAAGGCAUUCAAGAUCAUCAAUGACCUCCGAGCCCUGAUCCACAACAAGUGUGGAAGAGUCGUCUCUUGCUCUGAUAUUACCGCUCUUGCUGCGCGUGAUGCUGUUUUCAUGUCCGGUGGUCCAUUCUAUGCCGUGCCACUUGGAAGAAGAGAUGGCCUGAAUUUCGCCACGCUCCAAGUAACCUUAGCCAAUCUUCCACCACCGAGCAGUAGCGCCAGUGCCAUCGUUGGCCAGCUCGCCACCAACCAAAAGCUCAACCCCACCGAUGUCGUUGCCCUCUCAGGUGCCCACACUAUCGGCAUUGCCCAUUGCCCCUCGUUUGGUGACCGCCUUUACCCUAACCAAGACCCCUCCAUGGACCCAAACUUCGCCAACAAACUCAAGGCCGUGUGCCCGAAAAAAGACACGGACGCUUUCACCUUUCAAGAUAUCCUAACCCCGAACAUCUUCGACAACAAGUAUUAUGUCGAUCUCAUGAAUCGUCAGGGACUUUUUACGUCUGAUCAAGAUUUGUUCACGUUCAGUGGGACUAAAGAGAUUGUGAGGAGCUUCGCUAUCAACCAAUCGUUGUUUUUCGAGAAGUUUGUGAUCGCCAUGACAAAGAUGGGUCAGCUCAAUGUCUUGACUGGCAAUCAAGGAGAGAUUAGGGCAAAUUGUUCGGCUAGGAACCCUCAGAAGAAGGUUUUCUUGGCAUCUGUGGUUGAGAAUGGGGAAAUCAUGACAGACUUUUAAGGUGUUUUUGGCCUUUAAAAUAUGCAUACUACGUGUUUGUGAAAAAGAAAAAUAAAAAAAUAAAAUAAAUUACAUAUAUGUAUUUAUGUUGACUGUGUGUUUGUCUCUGGUCAUCACCGGCCGACGUUUGCAAACCUUUGUGUGUGUACUCUCUGUUUGGUCUCGAUCCAUAUUUUGUUGGUAUAGAAAUAAAAUUUUCGUUUUAGUGUA